Molecule: messenger RNA, 1365 nt
Organism: Meloidogyne enterolobii
Lineage: Eukaryota; Metazoa; Nematoda; Chromadorea; Rhabditida; Meloidogynidae
Source: the annotation of a GenBank genome assembly
AUGCUUAAAAAUAAUUGUAUUUUCCUGAUUAAUUCAAGCACCAUAUUAAUUUAUUUAACAAUUAUUACUACUGCUAUUGAAGAAAAAAUAGAAGAAAAGAUAACAAAAAAUUUAAUAACAUUUAAUCGAAUAGCUGGAUGUCCAGACUUGGAAUCUUUUCAACACCCUUUUGAGACGUUAGAAAAUUCAGACAAAAUUGGAAAAAUAACAUGUUUAUGUGGGCCAAGUAGAGAAUUAAUAAAUGAAGAUAAUGAAGAUGUUGAUGAAGAAAAAGCUUCAAUAACUUGUAUUUAUGGCUCAAAAUUGGAGGACUUAGAAAAUACAAUAAAUUUGGCGAAGAAAGCAAACAAGUCAAUUGAAAAGAUAAUACUCAAUCAUGUUGAUUUUAAAAGCGAUAAAGAAUUGUUACAAAUACUCUUAGAAGAACCUCAAACCACUUCAAAUUUAAAAUAUUUGGAAGCAAAAAAAUGCAAAAAUCAACCAAAAUUUACAAAAGAGAAAAACGAAAACAAAGAAUUAAAACAAUUUAAUAGUAUAGAGUGGAUAGUAAUUGAAGAAUGUUUAAUAGAGGAAAUGCCUUUAAAUUUAUUAAAACGUGCGCCAGUUUUGAAGGGUUUGUCGCUAAGCGGAAAUAAAAUACAUUCAAUAAAUGUACAAGAUUUGGCUGCUAGCAAAAUGAGUUUGGAAUCAUUAAACCUAGCGAGAAACUUACUUUCACUACAAAUUGAAGCAGGAAGUUUAAGUCAACUUGAAAUGCUUAAAAACCUAGAGAUUGGUGAACAUAAUUUUGCUAGUACUCAAUUACUUAUAGAAAUUGGGAAACUUACAACACUCGAGAGUUUGGACAUGUCACAAAUGGAUGGAAUAGAAACAAUAAAUAUUUUCUCAAAUUUUGAAAAAAUGUCAAACUUAAAGAGACUUUUAUUAAGUGGAUGUAACUUGCGCAUGUUAAAUAAAUCAAGUUUUGCACAAUUCCCAGCAUUAGAAACAUUGGAUUUAAGAGUUAAUUUAAUUGGAGAAUUGGAGAGUGAAUGUUUUGCUGGUUUGGACAAUUUAAAUUCACUUUCACUUGCAGGAAAUUAUUUAAAAGAAUUACCAUCCAAAAUAUGGAAAGAUUUGCCAAAUUUAGAAAAUUUAGAUUUAGGCUGGAAUGAUUUUCGGUCUUUAAAUAAAAGUUCUUUUAAAGAAAUUUCACCAAAAAUAGAAAGAAUAAAUUUACGAAAUAAUGAAGUGCUUAAACAAAUAGAAGAGGGGACAUUUGAUGGAUUAAAUGAAUUGAGACAUUUAAAUUUAAGUACAACAAUGUUGAGUAAAAUAAUAAAAGGACAACUUAAUUUAAAUAAACUUGAGGUUUGUGUUUGUUAA